Colletotrichum navitas is the source of this 519-nucleotide messenger RNA. RefSeq lists its product as uncharacterized. The record is from RefSeq and is a predicted model, not a curated record. The transcript has 3 exons. The coding region runs from base 1 to 519 and encodes 172 amino acids. Lineage: Eukaryota; Fungi; Ascomycota; Sordariomycetes; Glomerellales; Glomerellaceae.
AUGAGCGCCAGCCGAGAGCCCCAGGGGGCUAACAAGGAUUACAGUCCCUCCGUCUUUAGCCAAGACACCAUCGUCGGCUCCGACGCCAACUCGCUCCACCCGCUCAUUCGCAACGCCGACGACGGCGGCUCCUCUCAGCCCCUCCGCGGCACCGAUCGCCAACCGGCCCCGACGGACGACUUCCACUACGUCACCACGCGCGAGAUGCCCCGGGCCAAGGCGCCGACGGACCCAGAGUCCCGCUUCGGCAGACUCAAGAACCUGCUCAAGCCCCCCGUCGUCAAGGCCGUCGAGGCGCUACCCAGCCACGAGGGCAAGACUUACCACGUUAACGAGCAGGGCCAGGUCGUCGAGACCACCACCAGGAGAGCAGUCGAGUACCGCGAAGCUUGCAUUCUGGGUGGCCGCAUCGCUGACGAGAGCGACCCCGACAGGCACGAUGAACAAUCGCUGGGCAACCGGUCCCGGGGCUGCGCAAUGCGUAUAUGCGAAAUGUUUUUGUCUAUUUCCAAGUCUUAG